AAUAAAGGCUCGUAGCCAUAGAUUAUUAUACACUUAUUUUAUUGAGUAAAUAAAUUAAAGCUGUGGCUCAAAGUAAAUGAUUGUGUGUAGGUAUUUAGAUUUAAAUUUCAUUCUGUGAGACUGUAAGAAGAUAUCUGCUGAUCAGUGCUAUGUGGUUAUGUUUUGGUAAUAGAAAAUAGUUGGAUUUUCAACCAUGGUACCUGUAGCUAUAGAAGGUUGUACUCAAGGUGCCGAGGGUGGCGGAGCUCGAGUUGGCUCCAUUUCUCUUGCUAUGUUAAUAGAUUUCAUCGUUCAAAGAACUUACGAUGAACUUACUGUGCUGGCAGAACUGUUGCCUCGAAAAACGGAUAUGGAACGUAAAAUUGAAAUUUAUAAAUUUAGUGCAAGAACGCGUCAAUUAUUUGUACGUUUACUUGCUUUAGUAAAAUGGGCAAGCAGUGCAACAAAAGUGGACAGGUCGGCUCAUAUUAUGGCCUUCUUGGACAAACAAGCAAUGUUGUUUAUUGAAACGGCUGAUGUUUUGGCAAGAGUGGCUAGAGAAACUCUAGUUCACGCUAGGCUACCAACAUUCCAUAUGGCGGCAGCUGUUGAAGUGCUCACUCUGGGUACAUACAGCCGACUACCAGCUGUAAUUCGUGAGCGUUUAGUACCGCCUCCCUCAUUGACUGCCGGAGAACGCAGAUCUACACUUCGUGCUCUAGCUCACAUUGUCCGACAGAGGCUCACUACUGCAUCGCUACCCAGUGAUGUGAGAAAUUUAAAGGUUGAGAAUGGCAGAGCCACAUUUACGGUAGGCCAGGAUUUUAGUGUAUCUCUCACAGUAAUGGGAGAUGCACCUAACCUACCAUGGCGUUUAUUGGAUAUUGCUAUUCUCAUCCAGGAUAACGAAACAGGAGAGGGUAAGCCGUUAGUGCACAGUUCUCAACUUGCAUGGCUUCGUGGAGUAGCUCAAGCAAGAUUAGCAGCUGCUGGGCUAAGUGGCGCGCUCACCUCGUUACGUUUCUUUUGUCGAUCAUUGUCACUAGAAUUACUAUAUACGCAGACAUUAAGGCUAUGUAGAGAUAGAUUAUCCCGACAUCUUCAAGUUGACAAAUAUAUUCCGGGACAAAAGUUGCAGGUGUCAUAUUGGAAAGAACUAGGCUGUGAAUUGGGGUAUCGACUGGUCAUCGGAGCUGAGGCUGAUCAGCUGUGUGUAUGGCAUGUUCCGGCACUAGCAGGCGGUGAACGCGUAGCGACAGCGCUCACUCCGCACGCGCCUUCAAUGGAGCGUCUACUUGCUCACACAGUCCAUCAGCGCUCUAGGCAACGACUCAAUGAUCUAAAAGUUCUGCUUAAUGAUAUGGGGGUGGAGUGCAGCGUGGGCGGCUGGCCGUGCGUGCUGGCGUGCUCGGUGGUGUCGCCGUGUCUGCGCGCGGAGCAGCUGCUGGUGUCGGUGGGCGCGCACGGCGGCCGGCUGCGGGCUCGCGUGCCCGCCUACCCCGCCACGCCGCGCAUGCCCGACCUCGCUGCCGCACUCGCUAGAUCCGAUCUCAACCAGAUCAAACUGCACCUCACGCAUCUUCGAUUUUGGCUUGUUGCGCGACGCUGUGAGAAAACCCUUCAGCAUCUACCCGCCAGUGUCUGUGAGCAUCUACCGUUCCUCCACGGACCGGAUCACCCACUGAAUCAAUUGUCGUCAGACCGACUUUAUGUGACGCUUCAUCGUCACACAGAUCACAUUCUGAUAGUGGAAAUGAAAGAAGUAGCAGCGGGCAGCACGGCCACCACGAGCAACAGCUCCAACAGCGGCAGCGCCUGCUCCGUCGCGCUGUCCUUCCAUCUCGCCGGAGCCAGGAGAUGUACGCCUGAAGAAUGCGAGGAGGAGACGCCAUCGCCGGCUAAUAACAACCAGCCCCCGCCAACUGCAGCGCGGGCCUUCCUGAAGCUGCACUCGCUGGUUGAACUCGAUACUUUCACACUUACUCACGGACCCUUUACGCCUUUGGAUACUCCAGGUAUGCAGCCGGGUAAGAGGAAGUUAUCGUCUCCGAACGCCCGGUCGGUGCGCGUCCGUCAGCCGGCGUACUUCUUGCCGGAGCUCGCACACGUGGUGGCGGCCGCCGACGAACGCGUUCCGUUCGUGAACCUCGCCCAAGAAUUGUCGAGCCGCGGCGUGAGUCACGGCGGGGUGCAGGGCGAGUGGAGCGGCUCGGCGCUGGGCAUGCGGCUGGUGUCGCUGCCGCUGCCGGAGGGCGCGUCCGUGGCAGCCGGCUCGGCCCUGCGCGCGCGCCUGCUGGCCACCACCGUGCGCCUCACCACCAAGAACCAGGCGCGGGUUUGGACGGCCGAGAUCGUAUUCCACGGCUCGCCUCUUCGCACGCCCAACCCUAAAGAACAAGGAGAAAGACGGUGUGUGUACCUGCAGUACGAGCUGGGCACGGACGCGGGCCGCACCGCGGAGGCCUUCCUCGCCGACUGGGCCGCCAUCGUGCACCUGCACACGCUGCUGCACGACUUCAUGUUGCGGCCGGCUCAAGAGCGCGAGAGCCUGUGGCAGGGCGUGUUCAUUCGCUCGUACACGUACCGCUCGCUCGUGGUGGGGUUCGGUGCGGGCACGCGCGCCACCGCCGUGCUGCAGUGGAGCGCCGCCGCCCAGCGCUACACCGUCGCCACGCCCGCGCACCAGCCCGCCGCCAACGCGCACCAUCUGCUGCACCAUCACCUCGACCAGUACAUAAACACUCACAAGGACCUGAUGUCCCUCGGCGUGGUGCUGCGCGAGACGUACGCGCCGCUGCUGGCGCUGAGCCGCCUCCCCACGCUGCCACAGCUCGGACUGCACCACGUCCGCACACAGAUGCCGACACCUACCUUCACUUUGCUCGCUCAUUCCUGGAGAAAGAUUCGCGUGAUAUAUGCCGGAGCGUAUUCAAUUGAAGUGGGUAUUAGAGGGGGAGGAAUUGUCACUAUUCGAGACGGAUCAUACUCGAAGUUCGAUCGUGCGCCCAUCGUGGACGAGUUUGCUCCCGCACAAGGACUGAAGACAUUCUUAUCGAGAUACGUCGACGACAGCUUAAGCGCGCGCUUAGUGGCAGAAGAUGAUAAUCCACCUUCACCUAUGUCGCCAAUGCCACCUGGUGGUCUACGUUUCCCUGCGCCUCUGACUCCACCACAGCCACACACACCACACUCUGCGCCGGUAACGCCGCACCCUGCCUCGCCCGCUCAUCAGAUGGGUGGAGGGUCCUUCAACCUGACAUCUCCCCCGGGCGGCGGCGGCGGCGGUGUGGGCGCGUCUCCUGCAUCCCCCAUGGCGCCGUCACCGCACGCCGCCCCCGCCGCCUCCCCGCACCCGCCGCCCACGUCGCCUUUCACCGCAUGGCCUGCUUCGCCCUCGCUGCCGCGGCCUUCACCCGGGCACCAUCCUUCGCCCAGGCACCACAUCGAUCACAAAGGUCCCCAGGCCAGUUCGUCGACGAGCAGUCGCAGCGGAGGUCGUGCUUGGGGCGGCGGCGCGGCCACCCCGCUGGCGGUGAGCAAGCUGGAGGCGCUGUGCACGCCGUGCGAGCCUCCCCCCGGCGCCCCGCCCGGCCCCGCGCUCGCCCCGCUGCAGCGCUUCCUUGCCUGCGUCUACAUGAAACGGACCUUGCAACGAUUCGUAAACGUUGAGGAAUUUGUCAAUUUGACAUUGGUCUCUGUGGACGCGACUAGCCUGACGUUCCGCAGCGACGCCGCGGGACUGUGUGCGCGCGUCGCUCUGCACCCGCAACACAUGCAGUCCUUGCACUUGCACCUCACGCCGCUGCCAGAGAGCAAGGAGAUAUGGUCGCCCGAUGACCUGCAGGUCAUAGAAAAAUUCUUCGAGGUUCGCGUGGCGAUAGCUCCGUACCGUCCCACCGCCCUGCAGGGGUGGGUGCGGUGGUGGGGCGCGCCGGCCGCGGCGCUGACGUCGCUGGUGGCGGUGAUGCGCGCGGAGCUGGCGCCGCAGGUCCCGGCGCUGUGGGCGCUGCAGUGGGCGCUGCGCAUCCCGCCCGCCGCGCCGCCCAUCGUGCCCGCCGGACAACCGGCAGUCUUACUAGCAAAAAACAAAAUAUUAUUCUUCAUAUGUUUGACUCGAAUGGACACCCAGCUGGUGCUUCCGCUCGUGUACGACAUGCAGCUCAACGUCACGCAACUGGCCGACAAACAGAACGCGCAGCCGCACCUGAUAGCGGUCAGCCUGCAUCUGAAGCGGUUCAACGAAUUCAAUCAAUCCCAUUCGGAGUGCACCCUGUGGCCGGCGGUGCGCGACCUCGUCACCAACUUCACGCUCCCGGCGGAGGCCGGCGCCGCGCCCCCGCCCCCCUAGCCGGCGCCCCCGCCCCCGCCCGCGCCCUCCUCGCGCCGCGCCACGAGAUCCGAACCGCCCGCCGACCUCUGGCACUCACUCUUCUUGUAAACGAACUGCCGAUCGUUGCUGGAAACCCUUCCGGAGUGAUUUGUGUUGUGAGGUCUUGAGAGACGGACGCGCGGGACAGCGGGCACUCGCGAGCGCGUGUCGGUGCCGCGUGACAUUUCAGUGUCUAGUGAACUGUGUUGAGCGAAGCGACAGAAUAACAAUGUGACCCUGGGAUGCCUUAUAUUUGUAAAUAUUGUUAUUUAAGUUACAAAAGUAAGCUACCCUUAAGAUAAUAAUGUGGACUUGUAUUAUUUUUUCAAGUUUAUUAAGUUAUAAUAUACUAUGCAUAAAUUAUUUCGUCUGGUCGAAGCACGUAGCGCGUUCUUGCGGUUUUUUUUCUUUGGUCGUGUAGCUAAUAUGUUUUGUUGAUUGUUAUUGAAAAUCUUGUAAUUAUGUAAAUUAUUAAAGAAUAAAAUCAAAAUUUAACUAAAAUAGAUUUUGUUCUGCAUUUUAUUUUUAACCGUUGUUAUUCUGGAAUUAACUAUUUUUUCUUUCAUUUUACUAUCAUAUUUCUAGAAAAUUCAAAUGCCAAACAUCAUUCUUCCCAUGAAACUAUUUGUAAGAUUUCUUGCUGACCACUAUCACGUCGCAAUCGCGUACUCUGCAAACAAAAUUAUUUGGCUUUUGUUUUGUACUAAAUGUAUUCCCUUUCUAACAUUAACUGAAAUGAAUCAUUUUAAGAGCAUUUUGAAUGACAAAUCAAAGAACCGUAAUUUAAGCAAAAUUCGUACCUAACGUGUUGCCGCGACGAAUGUACCACAGUGGUAUAUUAAGCAUAGAUAAUACACUUAAUAUGAUACUAAGUGCGGAGGGUAGCUAGCGUGCAAGCGUAGUGUUUUCAGAUAUUACAUAGUAAUCUUAGAAAUAUUCAAUAGUGUUUGUUAAUAAUGGAUUGUUAAAAACCUAUCUAAGUGUUGUGAUAGUAGCCUGGGCGGCAAUUGUGUUUAAGCCACUUGUUUGUAAGCUUGUGAGUAAUGCAUUCUCCUGGAGAAAUUACGAAAUAUAUUUAUAUCAUGUUACAAUAAUCUGGAAUAGAAAAUAAUACACAUAACGUGAUUAUUAACCGCGAAUUUGUAUGACCUUAUCUUUAAUCAAUUUGUUAUUUUUGUAGUCUUCAGGAAUACAGUUAUUUAUAGUUGUAAAUUUUAUUAUUGUUAGGAUGACUCUGUUAUAACACGGCGAUAUGAAUGCAGAGUUAUAAAUAAAACAAAGAUGUCUGAAUUUCGGAAGCUAUAAAUGUAAAUAAUAUAAUAAAAUGAUUUAAAAUAUAUAAAGUAUUUCAUGUACUUAAAAUAAACCAUUUCCGGUUCAUA
Bombyx mori (domestic silkworm) is the source of this 5730-nucleotide messenger RNA. RefSeq names its product mediator of RNA polymerase II transcription subunit 14 (gene MED14). Gene Ontology annotation, biological process: regulation of transcription by RNA polymerase II. NCBI's taxonomy places the organism in Eukaryota, Metazoa, Arthropoda, Insecta, Lepidoptera, Bombycidae. Gene Ontology annotation, molecular function: transcription coregulator activity. Gene Ontology annotation, cellular component: mediator complex; core mediator complex. Bases 194 to 4327 code for a protein of 1377 amino acids. The transcript has 24 exons. The record is from RefSeq and is a predicted model, not a curated record.